UCUAGAGCAUCCACCAAAGCCCCAGGUCCCUCUUGUGGGGUUGAAUAGCCAGCCUGGCCUCCAGCACAGUCCUCACAUUCCCAGACAUAGUCCCACUCAUGCCGCUCGCUGUUCACCCAAGACCCUUACGUGUCACGGCUGUAUUGAUACUCCUUUGCCUAUUCCCAAAUCAUAGACCCAUGCCCUGUUGCACCUGUUCAGACUAGGCAGUGGUGUCACAAGUACAGGCAGAUUUCAGCCCAGCCCAGCCAGGUGUAUGACCCUGACCCUAAUCUUUCCCACCAUUGCUACAUUUCCAAGACUAUCUUGGCUUUAAAAAAAAAAAAAAAGUCUACAAAAUCUCAGCCCGUGAGGUACCUAGACUUCGUCCUACUGAGCCAUCCCCACAGUUCAGGUUCAACCUAGGAUCAAGUUGCCUCCUCCCCAGCUUACUUUGGUAAGUGGCCAAGACCUUGGAUACCCCAUACUCUAAUGAUUCCAUGAGCUGUUUGGGACAUGCAGUGUUGCCACCAGAGGAGACAUGAGUGUCCUAGUGAUCAAGACCUUCUCUCAUGUACCCUCCUCAUGAUCACAGGCUACCUUGGUUAAUACAACCUGACCAAGAUACCAGCCCAGUGAGUGACCAAGGUUCUUCUUCGAACAGCUUCCUCAGACCCACAGGUCAAGCAGAUCACUGACCAGCUCCUCCUGCCUGGUGAGACCUGGAGAUCCAAUCCUGCUGCUGGCGUACGAAUCCUCGCAGCUCCAGCUUCCAUCACACAGCCUGCCCCAAACCAGCAUCUUGAGUGACCAAGGCCCAGCUGGGUGAGGGGAACAACUCCGCAGCCCUAACGGCCAGCAUGAUCGGAGAAAUCUGUGCCGCUGUGGAAUUCAUCUCCAACUUCCUCAGCAUCAAGGGCCUCAGGAGCGAGCAACAGCUGCGGACCUUCAGCCAGAGCCUGCAGGAGCUGCUGGAGCAACACUACAAACACCACUGGUUCCCAGAGGAGCCCUGCAAAGGAUCCGGCUACAGGUGCAUUCGCAUCAACCAUAAGAUGGAUCCUCUCAUCUGUCAGGCAGCCCAGCGGAUUGGACUGAGCAGCCAAGAGUUGUUCAGGUUUCUCCCAUGUGAACUCACACUCUGGGUUGACCCCUAUGAAGUGUCCUACCGCAUUGGAGAGGAUGGCUCUAUCUGUGUGCUGUAUAAAUCCUUGCCGGAAGGAGAUGGCUUUCAGAACACCACUGAACAGCGAAUGCUAUACACCAAAAUGGGUUACAGGCAGGAAAUUCUCUGGCAAAGACCAAUCCCAUUUCAAACCUACAAUAUGAUGACUGUAUGGGGUCACGGUAUAGUUAGUACAGUCUACAGAUGGGAUUUUUGUUUAGGGAUGGAUUUUGGAAUUUAAGCUCUAAAGACCUACCACAAGAUAGAGUACAGAGAGGUAAUAUUUUUAAGUGACUUAUUGUAGUUUGCACAGUAUCAUUUAAUGGGUUUCUAGCCUGUGAGUCAAGGAUAAAAUCACUUUAUUAGCAAGGCAGUAAAGUCAAAUGUUGGUCCAA
Messenger RNA from Alexandromys fortis (reed vole), 1539 nucleotides. RefSeq names its product protein BTG1-like. The record is from RefSeq and is a predicted model, not a curated record. Gene Ontology annotation, cellular component: cytoplasm; nucleus. NCBI's taxonomy places the organism in Eukaryota, Metazoa, Chordata, Mammalia, Rodentia, Cricetidae. Bases 840 to 1385 code for a protein of 181 amino acids. The transcript has 3 exons. Gene Ontology annotation, biological process: negative regulation of mitotic cell cycle; negative regulation of cell population proliferation.